Pogoniulus pusillus (Red-fronted tinkerbird) is the source of this 975-nucleotide messenger RNA. RefSeq names its product annexin A10 (gene ANXA10). Lineage: Eukaryota; Metazoa; Chordata; Aves; Piciformes; Lybiidae. Gene Ontology annotation, molecular function: calcium ion binding; calcium-dependent phospholipid binding. The coding region runs from base 1 to 975 and encodes 324 amino acids. The transcript is spliced from 12 exons. Gene Ontology annotation, cellular component: cytoplasm. The record is from RefSeq and is a predicted model, not a curated record.
AUGUAUUGUGGAGAUUACGUACAAGGAACGAUUUUUCCCGCUCCAAAUUUUAAUCCCAUUAUGGAUGCCCAGCUGCUAGGAGGAGCCCUACAGGGAAUUAAUUGUGAAAAAGACGUGCUGAUUGAUGUCCUAACGCAGCGUUGCAAUUCACAGCGGCUCAUGAUUGCUGAGGCGUACAGAGACAUGUAUGGCAGGGAUCUGAUAACAGACCUAAAAGAGAACCUCUCUCAUCACUUCAAAGAAGUCAUGGUUGGCUUGAUGUAUCCACCUGCCUUCUAUGAUGCCCACGAGCUCUGGCACGCCUUGAAGGGUGUAGACACAGAAGAAAAAUGUCUAAUUGACAUAUUAGCCUCAAGAUCAAAUAUGGAGAUCUUCCAGAUGAAAGAAGCCUACCUAAUGCAAUAUAAUAAUGAUCUUCAACAAGAUAUUGAUUCUGAGACUUCAGGUCACUUCAGAGAUACACUCAUGAACCUUGCUCAGGGAACAAGAAUGGAAGGAUAUGCAGAUCCUUCUACAGCUGCCCAGGAUGCAAUGAUUCUAUGGGAAGCAUGUCAGCAGAAAACAGGAGAACACAAAAAUAUGCUGCAAAUGAUCCUCUGCAACAAGAGCUACCAGCAGCUGUGGAUGGUUUUCCAGGAGUUCCAAAAUAUCUCUGGGCAAGACAUAGUAGAGGCUAUUAAUGAAUGUUACGAUGGAUACUUUCAAGAAUUACUGGUUGCAAUAGUUCUCUGUGCUCGUGACAAGCCUUCCUACUUUGCUUACAGGCUUUAUAAUGCAAUUCAUGACUUCGGGUUUCACAACAAAACAGUUAUAAGGAUUCUCAUUUCCAGGAGUGAGAUUGAUUUGAUGAAUAUACGACAGCGAUACAAAGAGAGAUAUGGGAAGUCACUCUUUCAUGAUAUUAAACAUUUUGCUUCAGGGCAUUACGAAAGUGCUUUGCUUGCUAUCUGUGCCGGUGAUACCGAAGAUUAUUAA